AUGAGCGCCUCGCAACCCCCCGAUCCCAGCGCCACUCCACCAAAGCGCGAUCCCGCGAGGGCUCACGACGUCGAGGUCGAACCCUCGCCCACGUCGACGGCACCCGCCACAGCUAUUCCAUCGUCUACGACGCGGACUGCGGAAUGGCGCGGCUUCACCUUCGCCUGGGAUAAACCCGCAGGCGCUGAGUGGCCGAGCGCUCUUGACGUGCGUGCUACUCGUCGCGUGUUCAAGGAGCUGUACGAGCGCGCGCCCCUCGCGCUCACGGCCUACCUGGCAUCCAUGCUAAUAAUGGCUGCGGCUCGGGGCGCUGCGCUUUUCCUCGUCGCCAUGCUUGUGCUCGGAGAGAACGUUGGUGGCGCUGGCGGCGAACAGAUGCGAGAGUUCGUGGCGCUAGCGCUCGCUCUGGUUGUUGGCGUGCACACCGUCGCACGUAUCUUAUUUAAGCGCAGGCUUUCGAUGGACCUCGGCGACACCCUCCAGGCGGCGUUGACGCCCCGGUUGGUAAAGGCAUGCUUAGGUGAAGGUUUGGACCCCGAAGAGUUGUCGGAGCAGUCCCAGUGCGUGAGAGAGAUGCUUCGCUUCGGUGAGUCCGCUCCCGUCAUGGAGCGGCUCGAUGAACUCGUCGUGCGCGCACGCGACGCACUUGCCCUCGUCAUUGUCUUUUCAGUCUUGGCCUACGUUGUCGCGAGCGUAGAUGAAGCGGAGCGCACAGUGCUGCUCAUCGUCGUCUCCAUCUAUGCUUUGGUGCGGAUCAUCACUCCUUUCGAUAAGUUCGGAGGCGCAGGCUUUACGUUCUGGCCUAGCCGUCCUAGCUAUCUACGCCUGCGCGCUCUGCACAACAUCGCUUUCAACUACUCUCACCGCCAAGUCGCGGAUAGGCAUGGGGCUGCGGAUGCUCUAGUCGAGGAGUACGCUGAUAUCUGCAAUGGCCUGGGGCGAAUUCCGGGGCAGAUCACCCGCAUGGCCAACAAGGGCGUUCGGCGCUCAUUCUUCUGGGACGUUCUUUGUGCCUUCUCCGUCAAGCAACCCAUGGUCCUUGCUUCCCUUGCAGUCUACGUCGCGGCCCCGCGCCGGUCGAUUGGAAUCCUAGCCUUCGUCCAGUAUCUGGUCUACACGCUCAAUAAGGUGCUGAAGCAUGGCCUGAAGUCUGAGAGUGUGACGAGCAUCAUGAAAGAGAUUCGCGAACUAUACGACCUCCUGGACUGGGUCGAGACUGACAAACGCAGGCCAGCAUGCGCGACUGUGACGCUUGAUUCGCUUGAACCGCAAGGCAUGCGCAUCGAACUUCGGGACGUGAGUGUCGAUGAUAGGAAUGAAUACCAAGAUGUGGACGGACUGUCUGUGGAUAUAAAGCCCGGUCAGGUGGUGCUACUCACUGGUACACACGGGAGCGGCAAGUCGACGCUCCUUGACGCCAUCCUCGGGCUCGAGCCGAUCUACAACGGCGACAUCUCCAUCAAUGGCCGUCCCCUCCUCGAACACAACCUUGUCGAGCUUCGUCGCCACACGGCAUACUUCACCGCGAACAACGCUCUCCUCCCGCUCUCCCUCCGCGACAACGUGCUUCUGGGAAUCGACGCCAGCCCCGACCUUCGGGACGAGAUCGCUUCGAGGGCAAUCGCGCUCGCCGGCCUUGACCUGCCACUUGACGCUGUUAUGGAAGACGUUGACAGGUUGGACUCGAGCAUGGAUGCCCCCAUCGGACAGGGUGCGCGCGACAUGUGCGCGAUGCACGCGGUUGAAUGCGACGCUAGGGUCUCUUCGGGUGAUAGUCAGCGCGUUGGUAUCGCGCGCGGGUUCGCUAGGCUGCUUGCAGCAAGUGCUCGGCUCGUUCUCGUCGACGAAAGCGCUACAGAUGGCCCUGAGGUGGAUUCCCUUGUUGAACAUGUUCUCGAGAAUCGCGACGGGGAGACUGUGAUCAUCGCUACCGAGUAUCCGGCGCCAUUGAGUGUGCACGCGGACCUCAUCGUCUGCAUGGACAAGGGCCGGAUUGUGCAGCAAGGAAAGCACGAGGACCUCAUUUCCGACAAGGAGGGCAUGUACGCGAAGCUUUGCGAUGAUCAGUAA
Molecule: messenger RNA, 2070 nt
Organism: Schizophyllum commune H4-8
Lineage: Eukaryota; Fungi; Basidiomycota; Agaricomycetes; Agaricales; Schizophyllaceae
Product: P-loop containing nucleoside triphosphate hydrolase protein
Exons: 9
Coding region: 1-2070 (689 amino acids)
Biological process (GO): transmembrane transport
Molecular function (GO): ATP hydrolysis activity; ATP binding; ATPase-coupled transmembrane transporter activity
Source: RefSeq, a predicted model, not a curated record